This is a messenger RNA of Lepus europaeus (European hare), 1563 nucleotides long. RefSeq names its product GID complex subunit 4 homolog (gene GID4). Gene Ontology annotation, cellular component: extrinsic component of membrane; GID complex. Gene Ontology annotation, biological process: protein catabolic process in the vacuole; negative regulation of gluconeogenesis; proteasome-mediated ubiquitin-dependent protein catabolic process. The record is from RefSeq and is a predicted model, not a curated record. NCBI's taxonomy places the organism in Eukaryota, Metazoa, Chordata, Mammalia, Lagomorpha, Leporidae.
AUGACCUGCAGCCCGCCUCUGGACGCCGCCAUCUUCCGCAUGAGCCCUACGGCGCUCCACUACAAUUCCCAGAAGGCCGCUCGCGCUCCCCGCCACGUGUUUUCUCUGCUCGCCAAUGGGCGGAAGCGCCGCGGGGCCAAGCUCAGGACCGGGAGGCUCUGCUCGCGGCCCGGGGGCCGGGGGCGGCCGGAGCGCUCGGUGCGCAGCGAGCGGGCGGCCCCCUCCCGCGCCUGCCCCGCGCGUGCGCUCGGCCCCUCCCUCCCCGGUCCCCUCCUCGGCUCCCGCGCGGCGGCGGCGGCGGCGGUUCCUCUCCUCCCCCUGCCCCCAGCCCUGGCUCCGGGGGACCCCGCGAUGCCGGUGCGCACCGAGUGCCCCCCGCCGGCCGGUGCGUCGGCCUCGUCCGCGGCCUCGCUCAUCCCGCCGCCGCCCAUCAACACCCAGCAGCCCGGCGUGGCCACCAGCCUGCUCUACAGCGGCUCCAAGUUCCGUGGCCACCAGAAGAGCAAGGGGAAUUCGUACGACGUAGAGGUGGUGCUGCAGCACGUGGACACAGGGAACUCUUACCUUUGUGGCUACUUGAAGAUUAAAGGCCUCACCGAGGAGUAUCCGACCCUCACGACCUUCUUUGAAGGAGAAAUAAUCAGCAAAAAGCACCCUUUCCUAACUCGCAAGUGGGAUGCGGACGAAGAUGUGGACCGGAAACACUGGGGCAAGUUUCUGGCUUUUUACCAGUACGCAAAAUCAUUUAAUUCAGAUGACUUCGAUUAUGAAGAGCUGAAGAAUGGAGAUUAUGUCUUUAUGCGAUGGAAGGAGCAGUUCCUGGUCCCAGACCAUACAAUCAAAGACAUCAGCGGUGCUUCCUUUGCUGGCUUCUACUACAUCUGCUUUCAGAAAUCGGCUGCCUCCAUAGAGGGCUACUACUACCAUCGGAGCUCAGAAUGGUACCAGUCCCUCAACCUGACCCACGUUCCCGAACACAGCGCGCCUAUCUACGAAUUCCGGUGACAGCGGGUCCGGCCGGCAUCCCAAUAAAAAUGAACUUGGCAGAAAAGACCUUAGCCAGGAAACUUGUGUCCCUGCCAGAGCCAGGAGGAGGAGCAAGUUCCCGUCUCUUCGAGAGCAUGGACGAGAACCCACAGAAGCCAGCCGAGGAGCUCGCGCGGGCAGGCGUGGGCAGGCGCGGGCAGGCGGGGCCGCCGGCCCCAUUCUCCCUCCCCUCUGGCAGCCUGGCCUCUGUGUGCUUUUCAGCGACCUUAAAUGCACUUCGUUCCCUGCACAGCUAACUUCUGCAUCCCGGAAAUGCCCACUCCUGCCCGGUCCUGGGCCCCGCCUCCCGCCCAGCAGGUCAGCUCCCGCGUAGCCUUGGUGCUCAGUGGUCCCUCCCCACUCCCCAUCCCCCCUGCCCCCUUUUGCGUGGCCCUGGAGCUGGGGGGGGGGGGGUGGCGAGCUACAGAGUGAGGUGGAGGCCGUGGCCGAUGGGAUCCGUGCCGGGUCUCAUCGGUCUUCGGGGUUCCUGUCGCCUCGUGUGUUGCCGAGGCCAAGCCAGUAGGUGGCUGGCAUGCU